ACGUGCUGGCUUCCGGCGGAAGAGCGCGGGAGCAAAAUGGCCACUACUAAGCGUGUGCUGUACGUGGGUGGGCUGGCAGAGGAGGUGGAUGAUAAAGUUCUUCAUGCUGCUUUUAUUCCUUUUGGAGACAUCACAGAUAUUCAGAUUCCUUUGGAUUAUGAAACAGAAAAGCACCGAGGAUUUGCUUUUGUCGAAUUUGAGUUGGCAGAGGAUGCUGCAGCAGCUAUUGACAACAUGAAUGAAUCUGAGCUCUUUGGACGGACAAUUCGUGUCAAUUUAGCCAAACCAAUGAGAAUUAAGGAGGGCUCUUCCAGACCAGUUUGGUCAGAUGAUGACUGGUUGAAGAAGUUUUCUGGGAAGACUCUCGAAGAGAAUAAAGAGGAGGAAGGGUUAGAACCUCCCAAGACAGAAACCCAGGAGGGAGAGCCUGUUGCAAAAAAGGCCCGGUCAAAUCCUCAGGUAUACAUGGACAUCAAGAUCGGUAACAAGCCAGCUGGCCGCAUUCAGAUGCUCCUGCGUUCAGAUGUUGUGCCCAUGACAGCAGAGAACUUCCGUUGCCUGUGCACCCAUGAAAAGGGCUUCGGCUUCAAGGGAAGCAGCUUCCACCGCAUCAUCCCCCAGUUCAUGUGCCAGGGCGGCGAUUUCACAAACCACAAUGGCACUGGGGGCAAAUCCAUCUACGGGAAGAAGUUUGAUGAUGAAAACUUCAUCCUCAAGCACACAGGCCCAGGCCUAUUGUCCAUGGCCAACUCUGGCCCAAACACCAAUGGCUCCCAGUUCUUCCUGACAUGUGACAAGACAGAUUGGCUGGAUGGCAAGCACGUGGUAUUUGGCGAGAUCACCGAGGGCCUGGAUGUCUUGCGGCAGAUUGAGGCCCAGGGCAGCAAGGACGGGAAGCCAAAGCAGAAGGUGAUCAUCGCUGACUGUGGGGAGUAUGUGUGAGAGGCGCUUCCUGUGCUCCCCUCUGUCUGCUCUCACCCCUGUGGAUCCAGAAGGGAUCUCCCAGCCUCAGCUGUUUGGAGCAGGCAGCGUUUCUGGUAUGACCCCUUCCUCUGGGUCAGCUUGGAGCAGCUCCUCUGUGGGCAUAGCCUGGACUUUUCCCAAGUGUGGCUGUGGCCCCAGAGCCAGCAUAGGGGUCACCCUCCCACCAUGGGCAGGCUGUGCACGGACACUGACUCUUCCUGGCAUUUGCUGCUGGGUCUCUCUUGGGCUCUUGAACAUUUUCUUUGCUAAAAUAAAUCCUAGUUCUUGUAUUG
Otolemur garnettii (small-eared galago) is the source of this 1256-nucleotide messenger RNA. RefSeq names its product peptidylprolyl isomerase E (gene PPIE). The record is from RefSeq and is a predicted model, not a curated record. The transcript is spliced from 10 exons. Gene Ontology annotation, cellular component: intracellular membrane-bounded organelle. Gene Ontology annotation, biological process: protein folding; protein peptidyl-prolyl isomerization. The coding region runs from base 37 to 942 and encodes 301 amino acids. NCBI's taxonomy places the organism in Eukaryota, Metazoa, Chordata, Mammalia, Primates, Galagidae. Gene Ontology annotation, molecular function: peptidyl-prolyl cis-trans isomerase activity; RNA binding.